Messenger RNA from Patella vulgata (common limpet), 2517 nucleotides. Its product is annotated as radial spoke head protein 4 homolog A. The record is from RefSeq and is a predicted model, not a curated record. Gene Ontology annotation, biological process: cilium movement involved in cell motility; axoneme assembly; cilium assembly. Bases 162 to 1787 code for a protein of 541 amino acids. The transcript has 10 exons. Lineage: Eukaryota; Metazoa; Mollusca; Gastropoda; Patellidae. Gene Ontology annotation, cellular component: radial spoke; axoneme.
GUGUUUACCUUAGCAACAGCACACCAGGGAAACCGUUUAUUGAGCCGAAUAAAACAAAUGUAGAUUAAAGCAACAAGAAAUACACUAGAAAAGGUACACCGUCCGUAAAAAACUAGCAAAGCUGUUUAUUUAUCAACAGGAGAAGGUAGGAAGCUGUAAAAAUGUCUUCGACACAACAAAACGAGGCAGGAUCGAAGCCGAGCACUCCACCAACAGAAGGUUCUGCACCGAUCAGUACGAAAGAAAACGAAUUUAUCAAAGCCAAAUCUUAUCUUCUCACAGCAAGCACGAACACAGGAAUAAAUCUCUAUGAUCAUUUAUCUCGAGUUUUAACAAGAGUUUUAGAUGAGAGACCUGAUAAUGUUGCUGAUGUUAUUGAAGAUAUUAGCAAAGAUACGAAAAGAUCUAAAUUUACAUCCGAUACGGACACAGUUCAAGAUAAACUUGAUAAAUCUACAGAAGUAGCACUAGCCCAGUUACAGAAAAAACUUUUCUCAAAAGGUGAAGGAGAAGAAGAUGAAGCUCAGCCAGAUGAAGAAGUAGAGACACCAUUACCUAAUUUAAUGGAAUUAUGUUUUUAUUUUGAACAAGCUGCUAUUGGUUUGAAUAGAGAGGAAGUUAUCAGAGUUUGGUUAGCGUUGAAAAAUCUUGUAGAUAAUCAUCCAUUACAACAUGUGCGAUUUUGGGGCAAGAUUUUAGGAACAGAACAGAAUUACUACGUAGCAGAAGUUGAAUAUCGUGAGGGGGAUGAAGAAGAGGAGGAAGAAGAAGAGGAAGAACCAAAUGAGGAAGAUUCUACUGAAAAAGAUGAGGCUGAUGAAGGCGAAGAAGAGGAAACAGAAGAAGAUGAUUUCCCUAAACCAGAAUUUAAAGCACCUGCCUCACCACCUAAAGAAGAUAAUAGAACGGGUGUCAAUAAAAAAACGUAUUUCGUCUGUAAUGAACCUGGUAAACCAUGGAUUAAACUGCCAGCCGUUACACCAACUCAAAUAUCUGGUGCCAGAAAAAUAAAAAAAUUCUUCACAGGUCGAUUAGAUGCUCCGGUUGUAUGUUAUCCACCAUUUAUUGGUAAUGAAUCUAAUUAUCUCCGAGCCCAGAUUGCCCGUAUUAGCGCCGGAACCCACAUCUCACCUCUAGGUUUCUAUCAGUUUGAUGAAGAAGAGGAGGAAGAAGAAGAAGGAGAAGCUCGUGAUCAUUUUGUAGAGAAUUUAGACUUUGAGGGUAUUUCUGUUCGUGAUUUAGUUGACCCUCUUUUGACCAACUGGGUUCAUCAUGUUCAACACAUUCUACCACAGGGUCGAUGCACCUGGUGGAAUCCAGUCCAGAAAUCUGAGGAUGAUUACGAGGAUGAAGAUGAAGAAGAGGAAAGAGAAGAACCAGAUGAACCCGAACCCGAGGUCGGACCACCACUUCUCACACCCAUUGCUGAGGAUGACGAGAUCGGCGGCAUGUCACCAUGGACACCCAAACUCUCCUCUAAUCUUAUUCCACAAUAUUCUAUCUCCGUGAUGCACUCGAACUUGUGGCCAGGAGCUCAUGCAUUUGCCAUUGAAAAGAAAUUCGAGAACAUUUACAUUGGCUACGGACACAAAUAUGCUCAGGAUACCUUCAGUCCAGUUCCACCUCCCCCCGUUCAGGAAGAAUUCCCCAGUGGACCAGAAAUUACAGAAUACGAAGAUCCCACACCCGAAGAAGAGGCCGCGUUACGAGCUGCACAACAGGAAGCUGCCGAAGCCGCAGAGGAAAUGGAAGACGCAGAAGAAGAAGAAGACGAAGAGGAUAAUUAAAAAGGGGGAUUUGGAUUGAGCAGCAUCUUUGAUCAGUCAUUUAAAUUUCAUCCAUUUGCCUUUCAUAUCAACUUUGUAAUAAUUUUGAGGACAAUUUUUGUUUUAAAGCAAUUGAUAAGGAAAUAUUGUACAUAACAUGACAGAAAUAAUUCAAAGAUAUUUUAAUUUUUAUAUAAAUUUAAAUACUUUCUUGUAAAAUUUGGAUUCAGGGUUUGUUUUAAUUCUUAUAUUUAAAUCCGACAGCAUUAUUAUCUGUUGAAGCAUUAUCUCUUUGUAAAUAUUGAAAUAUUUAUUGUAUAUAUACAGUCGUUGCAAAUGAAACUUGUAAUAUUUAUUCUAAUGACUGUAUUCUUUACGUACUUCCCAACUAAACUCGAAAAUGUCGAACUCAUUCAGAACUCGCAUUCAUGAUAACGUAAACAAAGAUGUUUUAAAGAAGCAGUUUUUUCAUUGGUUGAUAAUUUAAUUACUAGGUUAAAUUUAGCUUUUGGCCAAUGAAAAGACUGCUUUCAUAAAUUAUUUCUUUUGGAACAAGGCUCCUAAAAGGAAAUUUUAUGCUCAGGAUUGGGACAGAUCUUAACAUGUUUUUGUCAGAGAAAUAAAAUCGUUCAUUUGUAUGAAACUAACUGGUCUGUGAUACGUGGUAGACAUUGUUUCAUUAUCAGAGUGUAUAAUAUAUAAUAGGUUAUUUAUUGUCAAAUAAAAUAAAAAAUGUACAAUUUUAUAGUCA